Messenger RNA from Nematolebias whitei (Rio pearlfish), 2212 nucleotides. RefSeq names its product adenosine kinase a (gene adka). Gene Ontology annotation, biological process: purine ribonucleoside salvage. Lineage: Eukaryota; Metazoa; Chordata; Actinopteri; Cyprinodontiformes; Rivulidae. Bases 36 to 1154 code for a protein of 372 amino acids. The record is from RefSeq and is a predicted model, not a curated record. The transcript is spliced from 11 exons. Gene Ontology annotation, molecular function: adenosine kinase activity. Gene Ontology annotation, cellular component: nucleus; cytosol.
AAAAGCAGCCGAAGCGUGCUCGGACCGGUACAGACAUGGCUUCUGAUGAACCAAAAGCAAAGAAACCUAAACUUUCGGAGAACAAGAAGACAAAGUCUCCGACCAAAAAGGCUCCUGCUGUCAAACUAAGCCCUAAUUUGCUUUUUGGGAUGGGAAACCCUUUAUUGGACAUCUCAGCUGUGGUGGAUAAAGACUUCUUGGACAAGUACUCUCUGAAGCCCAACGAUCAGAUCCUGGCUGAAGAUAAGCACAAAGCGCUGUUCGACGAACUUGUGAAGAAGUUCAAAGUUGAGUAUCACGCCGGAGGAGCCACGCAGAACUCCGUUAAGAUCGCUCAGUGGAUGAUCCAAGAACCUCACCACGUGGGAACGUUCUUCGGCUGCAUCGGCAAAGACAAAUUUGGAGAGAUCCUCAAGCAGAAGGCUGAGGAGGCCCACGUUGAUGUUCACUACUAUGAACAAGAUGAAGAGCCCACAGGAACGUGUGCUGCGUGCAUCACUGGAGACAACAGGUCUCUGGUUGCAAAUCUAGCUGCUGCUAACUGUUAUAAGAAGGAAAAGCAUUUAGACCUGGAGGAAAAUUGGAAGUUGGUGGAAAAAGCUAAAGUCUACUAUAUCGCUGGUUUCUUCCUGACCGUCUCCUUGGAGUCCAUCUUGAAGGUGGCGAAGCACGCUUCUGAAAGCAACAAGCUAUUCUGCAUGAAUCUCUCCGCUCCCUUCAUCUGCCAGUUCUUCAAGGACAACCUGAUGCAGGUCAUGCCCUACAUCGAUGUCCUCUUCGGCAACGAGACGGAGGCUGCUACUUUUGCUAAAGAGCAGGACUUUGAGACAAAAGAUAUUAAGGAGAUUGCAAAAAAAGCCCAAGCUCUACCCAAAGUCAACAAAAAGAGACAAAGGAUUGUAGUGUUUACUCAAGGAAAAGAUGAAACUGUCAUGGCUCUAAGUGACAAGAUCGAGGUUUUCCCUGUAAUGAAGAUUGAUCCAAAGGACAUUAUUGACACGAACGGUGCAGGGGACGCCUUUGUGGGAGGCUUCCUGUUUGGGCUCGUCCAGGAGAAACCUCUGGAUCAGUGCGUGAGGGCAGCACACUACUCCGCCAACGUCAUCAUCAGACGAGCUGGUUGCACCUUCCCAGAAAAACCUGACUUUGAGUGAGGCGUUCGGGAACAUUAUGUUUUUUCAGCCUAAAGCCUCAAACUCACACAACCUCCACAACCCUGAUCCAGAUUUUAUUUUUUGAAUCAGCCCCCAAUCCCCACUCUGAAUUAAGUGGCUGCUGGUGGUUUGUUUAUCUCAGUUUUGUCCUCAAGGGGUCACUAGAAGAUCGUGCAGCUUAUUCCAAAAUAAGUUUUGUGUUUCAGUUGAUCUUCACAGUCAACUAAUGCCAAGGAAUGUUGUGAUUUAACUUUACCCAAUAGAUCUAGAUGUAAAUCUUUUUGUAGAAAAUUUUUAUUGAACUGCUUCCUGUUGGGUUUAGACUCGCACACCUCCAGUGGUCCCAUCAGACCCAGCUGUGAGCACCAGUACGCCUCGUCUCUUUGUUCUGUUGUCGCUGCCUUUUAGAGAUGAUGCAAGCACAAAAAUGGACUAAAAUGUAGCUUUGAAAACAGGUUUUAGGAUGUAGCACUGACAUGUGCAGCAGUGAUUUUUAUUAGCUAUAACGAGCCAGUUGAGAAAACUAAAUGUAUUUUAUUUUGAAAAGCACACUUUAAUUGUGUCAAAGCGUCUUCCGAGUAAAUGUUCGGUAUAAGGUGUGCUGUGUACCUUUUUAAUUUUUUCUUUUCUUUGUGGAUAUUAGAAAGUUUUUCGAUUAGUUCUGGUGAAUCUUACUCUACGAAGUAGGAUUCAUGUCUUCUGGAGGUCGUGGGUUCACUUUCUAUCUGCAUGUUUCAAAGCAGAAUUAAAUUAAUGUUUGAUUUUCACUGAAGUUUUUUAUGAGCAACAUCACAGCAGAGAGACCAUCUGGUCUCAAACAUUUGGAUCCUCCAUUUAAUUAUAUAUUUUUCAAUUAAAAUCGUCACUCAUUUAUUAGUUUUUUUAAUAUAUAUUUUCCCAUACUGCAAAACAUGCUGAACAAACUGCAUUCAUUUUUUUUAUGUUUAAAAACUAUUUAAAAUCACUAGACAACUAAAACCUUCUUUCUUUUAACAUUUUAAAGCUUCAAAGACAAAAAAAAAAGACUUUUGCAAUAAGACCUGUAACUCAACCGAAUA